AUGGCACCUACGUGUGCUAUACAAUCUUCAAGGAGAGGGAACGCUGCUCAUGCUCCAUUGCAACAAAAGCAAGCUCCAAAAGCAGCUCCUGGAGAAGCUACAGCUGUCGAUACGACUUUUGUAGGAAUGACGGGAGGUGAAAUCUUCCACGAAAUGAUGCUACGUCAAAAUGUAAAAGUUGUGUUUGGAUACCCAGGUGGUGCCAUUCUGCCAGUAUACGAUGCUAUAUACAAUUCAAAGCACUUUGAUUUCGUACUGCCACGACACGAACAAGGUGGUGGACAUAUGGCACAAGGGUAUGCCAGGGCUUGUGGGAAACCUGGUGUAUUGCUAGUGACAUCUGGCCCAGGUGCUACGAAUACCAUAACUCCCAUGCAAGAUGCAUUGAUGGACGGUACUCCCUUGGUUGUAUUUACAGGUCAGGUUGCUACAGGAGCUAUUGGAACAGAUGCCUUCCAGGAAGCUGACACGAUUGGUAUCUCUCGAUCAUGCACGAAAUGGAAUGCCAUGGUUAUCGAUAUAGCAGAUAUGCCACGAAAAAUAAAUCAGGCCUUUGAGAUCGCUACUACUGGACGUCCAGGUCCUGUCUUGGUCGACCUGCCAAAAGAUGUCACGGCUGGUGUAUUGAAGAAACCCAUCACUGGUGGUAUAAAUGCUGCUCUACCUGGUCGACGACCACCUGCAGGAACAUCAUCUACUGAACCAUCACCCGUUGUUAUGGAAACUAUACGUAGAGCUGCCAAAAUGAUUAAUAAUGCUAAGAAACCACUGUUGUAUGUCGGCCAAGGUGUCUUGUCUCAUCCAGAUGGCCCCAAACUCUUGCGAGAGUUGGCUCAUCGUGGAAACAUCCCUGUCACAACAACUCUACAAGGAUUAGGUGCAUUCGAUGAACUCGACCCACUCUCUCUAUUGAUGUUGGGUAUGCACGGAUCAGCAUACGCCAAUCUGGCCAUGCAAACAUCAGACUGUAUCAUCGCACUAGGAGCACGAUUUGAUGAUCGUGUCACUGGCAACUUGCGUAAAUUCGCACCAGCCGCCAAAAAAGCUGCUCGAGAUGGUAAAGGUGGUAUAAUCCAUUUCGAAAUCAUGCCCAAAAAUAUUGAUAAAGUCGUCGAAGCUACUGAGGCUGUGGAAGGUGAUGUCGUGACGAAUAUGAGACACUUGAUACCACAAAUCCAGAUUGGUAAAGAUCGAGCUGCAUGGUUGGGACAGUUAAACACCUGGAAGUCGAAAUACCCAUUUUCGUACCGCGCUCCAGUCAAUGGCGGUGCAUUGAAACCGCAACGAGUAAUUGAAGAAUUAGAUAUUCAAACUCGUGAUAUAAAAGAUAAAGUCAUCAUUACAACAGGUGUAGGGCAACAUCAAAUGUGGGCCGCUCAAUACUAUAGAUGGAGAUCACCACGAACAUUUAUCACUUCUGGUGGAUUGGGUACUAUGGGAUUCGGACUACCUUCCGCUAUUGGCGCCAAAGUCGCACACCCCGAUAAAAUAGUUAUUGAUAUUGAUGGUGAUGCUUCCUUCUCCAUGACUGGAAUGGAAUUGAUGACGGCUAGACAAUUUGAUAUCCCCGUGAAAGCCUUGAUUCUCAAUAACGAUUUCCAGGGUAUGGUCAAGCAAUGGCAAGAUCUCUUUUACGAUCAACGAUACUCUGGUACAAAGAUGAGGAAUCCGGACUUUGUCAAGUUUGCUGAGUCUAUGGGCUGUGUCGGUCUACGAGUUCGUACCGAAGAAGAACUACCACGUGUCAUGGCAGAGUUCUUGGCUUGUAAAGAACCCGUCCUCUUGGAUGCAAUGGUUGAAAAGAAUGAACACGUCUUGCCUAUGGUUCCAGCCGGCAAAGCUCUUCAUGAAAUGGAAUUGGGCGAUAUUGUCUUGGAAGAAACCAAUGUCAUACCCAGUUGGUCUGAACCCAUAUACAGGCGGUAA
Messenger RNA from Synchytrium microbalum, 1926 nucleotides. It is a transcript of the gene SMI143, whose product is annotated as acetolactate synthase. Gene Ontology annotation, cellular component: mitochondrion; acetolactate synthase complex. The record is from RefSeq and is a predicted model, not a curated record. The transcript is spliced from 4 exons. Lineage: Eukaryota; Fungi; Chytridiomycota; Chytridiomycetes; Synchytriales; Synchytriaceae. Bases 1 to 1926 code for a protein of 641 amino acids. Gene Ontology annotation, molecular function: acetolactate synthase activity; flavin adenine dinucleotide binding; thiamine pyrophosphate binding. Gene Ontology annotation, biological process: L-valine biosynthetic process.